AUGUACAUGGCGAUGUUGAUGCUCUGCGUGCUGAAUGAUUUGCUGCCCGUCGCCGCUGAGAGCGCGGUGUCGGGGUACAAUAUUGUUGUCGUUAAGCGACCUGUUGGUGGAGCUGCAGUCCGAAGCGCUGAGAAAGCUCUCAGAGGAGACCCGGAUGACAGCAUUGUCACUGAGCACGGAUCAGACAACCGCCGCAGGAGUUCGUACGCGCAGGCCAACCGUCCUUCGCAUUGGUCCUGGCGGUUGAGGUGUCUUGGACAGGGAUCGUCAUCCAAAUCAUGGAUGCCCAAGCUUCAACCGCUCACCUGUCAAACAGCACAAGAUAUCAACCGCAGGACGACUAGCCUCUCCUCCGCCAUCCGGGAGCACCUAUGUUCCAUCAUUUGUCGUCCCGAAUACAUGGUUGGAGGUCUCCAGCCUGGAGAUAUCAGACGCCCGAGUUGA
This is a messenger RNA of Laccaria bicolor S238N-H82, 444 nucleotides long. RefSeq lists its product as uncharacterized. The coding region runs from base 1 to 444 and encodes 147 amino acids. NCBI's taxonomy places the organism in Eukaryota, Fungi, Basidiomycota, Agaricomycetes, Agaricales, Hydnangiaceae. The record is from RefSeq and is a predicted model, not a curated record. The transcript has 3 exons.